GAUGGCGCCCCGCGCCCGGGGGGCCCCUUCCUGAGCGCCCCGGCCCCUCCCUCCCCCGCCUCCCCUCCUCCUCCCCGCGGCGCCCCCGCCCCGCCCCGCCCCCGCCGAGACCCCGACCCCGGCCCCACGGGCGGACACUCGGCCGGGCAGCCGCGGGCCGCGCGCAGCCGCCUCCGCCGCCGAUGCGCCUGGUGGCCAGACUCCAAGUGGGACCGGCCGACACGCAGGCUCGCGUGUCAGGGGAAGCUGAUGGAGAAUCGCGCUCUGGAUCCAGGGACUCGGGACUCCUAUGGUGCCACCAGCCACCUCCCCAACAAGGGGGCCCUGGCAAAAGCCAAGAACAACUUCAAAGACCUGAUGUCCAAGCUGACGGAGGGCCAGUAUGUGCUGUGCCGCUGGACCGAUGGACUGUAUUACCUUGGGAAGAUCAAGAGGGUCAGCAGUUCUAAGCAGAGCUGCCUUGUGACUUUUGAAGAUAAUUCCAAAUACUGGGUCCUGUGGAAGGACAUACAACAUGCUGGCGUUCCAGGGGAGGAGCCCAAGUGCAACAUCUGUCUGGGGAAGACGUCAGGGCCUUUGAAUGAGAUCCUCAUCUGUGGGAAGUGUGGCCUGGGGUACCACCAGCAGUGCCACAUCCCUAGAGCGGGCAGUGCGGACCGGCCCCUGCUCACACCUUGGUUCUGCCGACGCUGCAUCUUCGCGCUGGCUGUGCGGAAAGGCGGCGCGCUGAAGAAGGGCGCCAUCGCCAGGACGCUGCAGGCCGUGAAGAUGGUGCUGUCCUACCAGCCCGAGGAGCUCGAGUGGGACUCGCCCCACCGCACCAACCAGCAGCAGUGCUACUGCUACUGCGGCGGGCCGGGAGAAUGGUACCUGCGGAUGCUGCAGUGUUACCGGUGCCGGCAGUGGUUCCACGAGGCCUGCACCCAGUGCCUCAACGAGCCCAUGAUGUUCGGAGACCGGUUCUACCUGUUCUUCUGCUCCGUGUGUAACCAGGGCCCGGAGUACAUCGAGCGGCUGCCCCUUCGAUGGGUGGAUGUGGUUCACCUGGCCCUCUACAACCUGGGGGUGCAGAGCAAGAAGAAGUACUUUGACUUUGAGGAGAUUCUGGCCUUUGUCAACCACCACUGGGAGCUCCUGCAGCUUGGCAAGCUCACCAGCACCCCCGUGACUGACCGAGGACCACAUCUCCUCAAUGCGCUGAACAGUUACAAAAGCCGGUUCCUCUGUGGCAAGGAGAUCAAGAAGAAGAAGUGCAUCUUCCGUCUGCGUAUCCGUGUCCCCCCCAACCCCCCAGGGAAGCUGCUGCCUGACAAGGGCCUGGCGCCCACUGAGAGCGGCGCCUCCUCUGAGCUGCGUAAGAGAGGAAGGAACAAGCCUGGUUUGUUGCCUCACGAAUUCCAGCAGCAGAAAAGGCGAGUUUAUAGAAGAAAAAGAUCAAAGUUUUUGCUGGAAGAUGCUAUUCCCAGUAGCGACUUUACCUCAGCCUGGAGCACCAACCACCACCUAGCCAGCAUAUUCGACUUCUCGCUCGAUGAAAUUCAGAGCUUAAAAAGCGCCAGCUCAGGCCAGACCUUCUUCUCAGACGUGGACUCCACUGACGCCGCCAGCACCUCUGGCUCGGCCUCCACCAGCCUCUCCUACGACUCCAGACGGACAGUGGGCAGCCGCAAGAGGAAGCUGGCGGCCAAAGCGUAUAUGCCGCUGCGGGCAAAGCGGCGGGCAGCCGAGCUGGGUGGGCGCUGCCCCUCGGACAGCAGUGCCGAGGGGGCUUCAGGCCCCGAGCGGCCGGACGAAGGCAUCGACAGCCACACCUUCGAGAGCAUCAGUGAGGAUGACUCGUCCUUGUCCCACCUCAAGUCAUCCAUCACCAACUACUUUGGCGCGGCCGGGCGGCUAGCCUGCGGGGAGAAGUACCAGGUGUUGGCCAGGAGGGUCACGCCCGAGGGCAAGGUUCAGUACCUGGUGGAGUGGGAAGGGACCACCCCUUACUGACUCGCUCCAGGAGAUGCCAGGAGCCUGGAAACCAACGGAGAGACACUCCUCUCCAGGCGGGGAUGGGGGAGGAAAGCAAGACAGCUCCCAGUGCCUGGCAAAAGGCCCUUCGCGCCCGCCUGCCAGGCCGAGGCCUGCGCCGCUCUGCGUGCCCAUUCUGCUCUUCGGCCUCCUCCGGCUCCUCACCCCUUUGCCUGUGUCUCUAAGGUCCCACUGGCUAUGCCUCAGUGUCUCCUCACACGCCCUCAAACUGUUUGCCUGUAACUCUGAAUUGGUGUCCCCCUGGCUCUCCGACCCUUUCUCCUGAGGCCGAGUCUUUCUCUUUGUC
Molecule: messenger RNA, 2320 nt
Organism: Odobenus rosmarus divergens (Pacific walrus)
Lineage: Eukaryota; Metazoa; Chordata; Mammalia; Carnivora; Odobenidae
Gene: PHF19
Product: PHD finger protein 19
Exons: 15
Coding region: 250-1992 (580 amino acids)
Biological process (GO): chromatin organization; regulation of DNA-templated transcription
Cellular component (GO): nucleus
Molecular function (GO): chromatin binding; DNA binding
Source: RefSeq, a predicted model, not a curated record